Messenger RNA from Eremothecium cymbalariae DBVPG#7215, 2892 nucleotides. It is a transcript of the gene MAD3, whose product is annotated as Mad3p. Lineage: Eukaryota; Fungi; Ascomycota; Saccharomycetes; Saccharomycetales; Saccharomycetaceae. Gene Ontology annotation, molecular function: ATP binding; protein kinase activity. The transcript has a single exon. Bases 1 to 2892 code for a protein of 963 amino acids. The record is from RefSeq and is a predicted model, not a curated record. Gene Ontology annotation, biological process: mitotic spindle assembly checkpoint signaling; protein phosphorylation; meiotic sister chromatid cohesion, centromeric.
AUGUCCGAGGGAUCACUUAAGCUUUCCCAUUUUGAUGACUUGGAAUCACACAAAGAAAAUAUUGUUCCAUUGAGAGAUGGUCGAUCUGCAAAACGACUAAGUGAGUCCUUACAACAAUCUAUAAAAGAUCUUGCAGAAAUAAGACUGUCAUAUGAGAAGCGACUUAUGGAGGAACUUGAGGAAAUAGAUGACCCAUUGGAGUUAUAUCUUGAUUAUAUAUCAUGGAUUAACGAUGCAUACCCUCAGGGUGCCACAAAUAAACAAAGUGGGAUGGUGGAUAUAAUGGAACGUUGUUUGAAUUACUUUAAGGACGUUGAUAUAUACAAAAAUGAUCCUAGGUAUUUGAAAAUAUGGAUCUGGUAUAUUGAAUUAUUUGUGCAUGGGUUGCAAGAAAAAAAGGACAUAUUUGUGCAUCUAUUGAGGAGGAAGAUUGGAGAGAAGUUGGCAUUGUAUUAUGAGGAGUUUGCUAACUUGCUUUGCCAACGUAGGGAGUUUGGCAAUGCCCUCCAUAUUUUGAAACGUGGUAUUGAACAUAAUUCUAGACCUUUACAAAGACUUCGAAAGACUUUAACAGAGGUGGAACAAAAAUUACAUGAGGAUGGUUAUGGGGUUGAUGAUUUGCGUUCUACCGAAGACCUUUCGGAAUUGAAUUCUGAUCUUAUUUUGGGUAGAGGAAGAUCAGAAAUAUAUCAAGGGCAUCCUAUAGUUAGACGGCCGGCUUCUUCUAAUAGUGGCAAGAUGCAAAUCUUUAAAGAUGAAUUACAACAGGAUUCGGAAGGCAUCGGUUGGAAGCAAUCGGGAUGGGAGCAUAUAGAUAUAAAGGAGGAGAGGGGGAAAGAAAACAAACUGCAGUCAGUUCCAAUCACAUCAGGUGUAAAGACUGAAAAAUUAGCGCAGCUACCUGUAAUUAAGCGUGACAUUGAAAAACUUCCCAUAUUUCAGGAUUCCUUGGGAAGAAGUGACCCAGUGUACAAAAUCUUGGAACAAGCUGGAAGAAAACCCGAGAAGAUAGACUGUAACUUUAACCUUCUAUACCCGGCUGAUGGUGAGGAGUUUUGCAUUGAGGAGAUUUUGGCAAUCGCUAGAAAUGUUUACUAUAAGAAAAAUAGUGCUAAGGUGAAUCACUCUACUCCCAACCGGAGCACUCCAAACAGGAACAAAAGGAGAAAACCUGUAUUGCAAGAUAAGGUAGAGACUCCCACACAACAUGUUUCAUCCCCAAAUCAAAUAGAAAUUAAUUCGCCUGAAUACAAAAAGGUAACAACCACAUCGAUUCUUCCUUUGAAGGACGAAAAUGUGGAGGACAAUACUAAUUAUUCUGAAGGAAAACCGAGAUCACCAACUGUUACUAUGUUUUCAAAGGACGCUAUGAAAGAAGUGUACUCAAUGUUUAACCAAAACUACGCAGAUCCUAAGCACUUAUCAGAUAAUGACGAUACCACUAGUAAAUUUGCCGUUUUUGAGAACUUUACAGAGGAAUUUACAAGGAAGAAUAUGGAUGAUUUAACAGAAGUUAAACCAUCUGACGUUGAGACAACUCCAUAUAGAGAUGAAGAACAAAAAGAUUCGGGAACAUCAAAGGAAGUUAUAACACCAACUUACAAGAGCAAACUUCAAGAUUAUAUGACACCUAUUCAGGAACGUACGGAGUCCACUUUCAGAAUGAUGACAAGUCAGGAGGAUGGAGGAGCAUUCCGAAGGCAGAGUGAUGUGUUAUCAGUUAAUACAGCCGAAAGUUCGCCUUUUCUGACACAACCUCAGGAUCCAAAUAUAAUUCACCAGGGAAUUGUAAAUAAUCCACUUAGCAAUACAUUAAGGACAGAAUUGCUACAGUCAUUGCAGCCGGGUUUAUAUACUUACGAAAAUUACUACGAAUAUACACAACCUUUAAAAAUGAGCGCCCUUUUAAAAAAAAUUCAUAAAGUCACGAAGAAUGUUAAUAAGAAUCCAAUUGUCGAUUUCAAGAAAACGAAUGAUUUGUAUUGUAUCCGUAGCAAAUUAGGUGAAGGUGGGUAUGCCACUGUUUACUUGGCUGAAUCAAGCACUGGACAAUUAAGGGCUUUGAAAGUUGAAAAACCAGCAAGCGUUUGGGAAUUUUAUAUUUUGAAGCAAGUUGAAAAGAGAUUAGAACGUUCCAUAAUUUUGAAAUCAAUUAUAAACGUUGGUGCAUUGCAUUGUUUUCAAGAUGAAAGUUACUUGGUAUUAAAUUACGCUAGCCAAGGCACUAUAUUAGACUUAAUCAAUCUGGAGAAAAGAAGAUCUGGGUCUCCAUUGGAUGAAUGUUUAUGUAUGUUUAUUACUGUUGAGUUGAUGAAAGUUAUACAGUGUAUUCAUGAAGUUGGAAUAAUUCAUGGGGAUGUAAAACCAGACAAUUGUAUGAUACGUUUCGAGUAUUGCGAUUUAUUGGGAGAUUAUAAUCCCUAUGGCCAGAACGGUUGGUCCAGCAAGGGUAUCUUUCUAAUCGAUUUUGGUAGAUCGUUUGAUUUAACACUAUUCCCAAUGGGAACCAAGUUUACUGCAAACUGGGCCACUGAUCAGCAGGAUUGUCCAGAAAUGAGGGAAAGUAAACCAUGGAGUUAUGAAGCAGAUUAUUAUGGGUUAGCAGGUAUCAUACAUGCAAUGCUAUUUGGUAAAUAUAUUGAGACCACUAAAUUUCGAGAUGGUACGUACAAGUUAUCUAAUAGCUUGAAAAGGUAUUGGAAGAAAGAUAUAUGGGCCCCAUUAUUUGAUGUUUUACUGAAUAGUGGUAAACAUGGAGACCAACUUCCUAUAAUUUCAAAACUUGAAAACCACAGGUCACAAAUCGAAAAGUAUCUUGAACGAGAGACGAGCACCAAAUUGAGAAAUAUGAUCCUCACACUAGAAUCUGAAUUAUCUAGAUUUAAACAAUAA